Syzygium oleosum is the source of this 4337-nucleotide messenger RNA. Its product is annotated as probable leucine-rich repeat receptor-like protein kinase At1g35710. The transcript is spliced from 2 exons. Lineage: Eukaryota; Viridiplantae; Streptophyta; Magnoliopsida; Myrtales; Myrtaceae. The record is from RefSeq and is a predicted model, not a curated record. Gene Ontology annotation, biological process: protein phosphorylation. Gene Ontology annotation, molecular function: protein binding; ATP binding; protein kinase activity. Bases 26 to 4111 code for a protein of 1361 amino acids.
ACCCAACCAUCCCCUCCCCCAAAUCAUGGUUUCUUCCUUUAUGCUGUCCACCCAGUCUCUUUUAGUGGUCUUCUUCUUCUUCUCAAUCUUCUUGGUUGGCACUGCUUCAUUUCAUGGUGCAGGCGUUUCUGUUUCCUCCACUCCUUUUUCCACUGUCCCCGCGACCGAGAAUAAGGAUGAAGCUGAGGCUCUCCUGAAUUGGAAAUCUACUCUUGACAACCAAAGCCAGUCUCUCCUCACUUCAUGGCACGGCGACAAUCCUUGCGGCUUUACCGGUGUCGCUUGCGACGACUAUGGAGCCAUCGCCCAUCUAAAUCUUUCCUAUCUCGGUUUGAGAGGAACUCUAGACGGCCUCGACUUCUCGCCCUUAACCGGUGUGGUUAGCUUUGAACUUGCCAACAACUCGAUCUAUGGCUCCAUUCCCUCAAGUAUCGGUAACCUUUCCAAACUCAACUCUCUUGAUCUUUGCUUCAAUGAACUGUCCGGGGACAUUCCUCCAAGUUUAGGUAUGCUAGAGAGUCUUCAUUAUUUGCACCUAUGUGCGAACAACCUAAGUGGACACAUUCCUCGGGAGAUUGGACGGUUGGAUUCUCUUUUGGAACUUCAGUUAUCCGAAAACAAGUUCACCGGUCCUAUCCCUGCUUCACUAGGGAACUUGAGCAACCUGAUUCAUCUUUAUCUAUGGAAAAAUCAACUUUCAGGGCCCAUUCCUGCUUCUCUUGGAAAAUUAGGCAAUUUAACCGAAUUAAGCAUUUCGCGCAAUAAUAUUUCCGGUUCCAUUCCGAGAGAGAUAAGUGACUUGAGGAAUUUGAAAAUUCUUUACAUGGGGCAAAAUGGACUUUCGGGACCCAUACCUUCAGAAAUCGGGAGGCUCACUUCUCUUACAGAAUUAGAAUUUUCGGAUAAUAAUUUGACCGGUCCUAUCCCUGCUUCACUAGGGAACUUGAGCAGCCUGAUUCAUCUUUAUCUAUGGAAAAAUCAACUUUCAGGGCCCAUUCCUAGUUCUCUUGGAAAAUUAGGCAAUUUAAUGGAAUUCGACCUCUCGCGAAAUAACUUUUCUGGUUCCAUUCCGAGAGAGAUAAGUGAUUUGAGGAAUUUGAAGUUUCUUUUUUUAUGGCAAAAUGAACUUUCGGGAGCCAUAUCUUCAGAAAUCGGGAGGCUCACUUCUCUUAUUGAGCUUGACAUAUCAAUAAACAAACUCACUGGCUCAAUUCCUCGUUCCAUCGGAAACUUGACGAGUUUAUCUAGUCUUUGCCUCUUCCAAAAUGGACUUUCGGGACCUAUACCUUCAGAAAUCGGGAGGCUCACUUCUCUUACAGAAUUAGAAUUUGCGGAUAAUAAUUUGACAGGUCCUAUCCCUUCUUCACUAGGGAACUUGAGCAGCCUGAUUCAUCUUUAUCUAUGGAAAAACCAACUUUCCGGGCCCAUUCCUAGUUCUCUUGGAAAAUUAGGCAAUUUAAUGGAAUUCGGCCUCUCGCGAAAUAACUUUUCUGGUUCCAUUCCGAGAGAGAUAAGUGAUUUGAGGAAUUUGAAGUCUCUUUUUUUAUGGCAAAAUGAACUUUCGGGACCCAUACCUUCAGAAAUCGGGAGGCUCACUUCUCUUAUUGAUCUUGACCUAUCAUCCAACAGUCUCAAUGGCUCAAUUCCUCGUUCCAUCGGAAACUUGACGAGUUUAUCUAGUCUUUACCUCUUCCAAAAUGGACUUUCGGGACCCAUACCUUCAGAAAUCGGGAGCCUCACUUCUCUGAUUACACUUGACUUAUCCGAAAACAAACUCAGCAGCUCAACUCCUCGUUCCAUCGGAAACUUGACAAGUUUAUCUAGUCUUUACCUCUCUCAAAAUGGACUUUCAGGACCGAUACCUUCAGAAAUCGGGAGGCUCACUUCUCUUAAAUAUUUAUCUUUUUGGGAUAAUAAUUUGACCGGUCCAAUCCCUGCAUCAAUUGGAAGCCUGGCCAAUCUAACUCUACUGGACCUUGCCGACAAUAAAUUCUUUGGUUCAUUGCCUUCUGAAUUCAAUAAGUUAACACGGUUGACUUCUUUGCUGCUAUUUAAUAAUGAACUAGAGGGGGAACUGCCAGAAGAUGUAUGUCUUGGGAGAUCAUUGCAAUAUUUCAUCGUCAACAAUAAUCAUUUCACGGGUCCCAUCCCCACGAGCCUAGAGAACUGUAGCACAUUAAUCAGAUUGAGGCUUGACGGAAACCAACUUACUGGAAACAUAGCAGAUGCUUUUGGAAUAUAUCCGCAUCUAUAUUUUAUGGACUUGAGCCACAAUCAUUUGAGAGGCGAACUUUCGUGGAAAUGGGAGCAUUGUCGUAAUUUGACGAGCUUAAGGAUAUCAAACAACGACCUCUCUGGUGAGAUACCCGCAAUAUUUGGAAGGAUGGCUCAAUUACAGUUACUGGACCUUUCUUCAAAUAAUUUAAGUGGAGAGAUUCCGAGGGAAAUGGGAAGCCUGUCCAUGUUGUUCGAGCUCGACCUAAGCAGCAAUGCGAUCAUGGGAAAUGUCCCGACUGAGAUUGGACUUUUAUCCCAUCUGGCGCAUCUAAACUUAGCAUCAAACAAUUUGAGCGGAUCGAUACCGGUGCAGCUAGGCUCAUGCAAAAGCUUGUUGACCUUGAACUUGAGCAGGAACAAAUUUUGGAGAAGCAUUCCUCCAGAGAUAGGCAACACACAAGUCCUCGAGGUUCUUGAUUUGAGUUAUAACAUUUUGUCAGAAAAUAUACCAGGAGAGCUUGCAAUACUGAGAAACUUGCAAGUUCUAAAUAUCUCCCACAAUCGCCUGUCCGGUUCCAUCCCACAUACUUUUGGUGAUAUGUUGGCCUUGACUUCUAUUGAUGUAUCCUACAAUGACCUGGAAGGUCCUCUCCCUAAUGUCAAGGCUUUCAAUGAGGCUCCAUUUGAGGCAAUUCAGCAUAACAAAGGGCUUUGUGGAAAUGUUGUUGGUUUACCGAACUGCAAUUCUACCGGGAACAUGAAACGUAAUAAGCAUGCUGGAGCUAGAAUCAAGGUUAUCCUCAUUAUCUCGUUCUUGGGGUUUCUCUUUCUCUCUUGCACCUUGAUUGUUCUUGUAAUCGUCAAUCAUCGUCAAAGAAGGAUUAUGAAGAGAGAGAACAAUGAGCGGGCAAAUGAUUUGGAUUUCAUGAGUAUUUUGAGUUAUGAUGGAAAAGUUUUCUAUGAUCGAAUCGUUGAGGCCACGGAAGGAUUUGACUCCAAGUACUACGUGGGUAAAGGAUCAUAUGGAAUUGUUUAUAAAGUUGAGAUAUCAGAAGGUCAAACGUUUGCUAUCAAGCAAACCUCGUCAUCCCAGGAAGAUAGUGAGAUCAUUGAUUUGAUACCAUUUGAAAGGGAAAUUCAAGCCUUAACAAAUAUACGUCACCGUAACAUCGUGAAAUUUUAUGGCUUCUGCUCUCAUGCCCAACGCUGUUUUUUGGUGUAUGAGUACAUGGAAAGAGGAAGCUUGAGGACAGUUUUGAACGAUGAUGAAAGAGCCAGAGAAUUUCAAUGGGACAAGAGGAUAAAUGUGGUCCGAGGAGUUGCGGAUGCGUUGUCCUAUAUGCAUCACGAAUGUUCACCUCCGUUGUUACAUCGAGACUUGACCAGUAACAACAUUCUAUUGGAUCUCGAUUAUGAGGCUUAUGUUUCUGAUUUUGGCACUGCAAGAUUGUUGAGGCCGGAUUCAUCAAACUGGACUACUAUUGCUGGCACCAUCGGCUAUAUUGCUCCAGAGUUGGCUUACUCUACGGUUCCUACCGAAAAGUGUGAUGUAUAUAGUUUUGGAGUCGUUGCAUUAGAGACAAUCGUGGGAAAGCAUCCAGGAGAUCAUGUCUCACGGGAAUGUUCAUUGUCCGCUCAAACUAAGUCGAUGAUGUUGAAGGAUGUGUUGGAUCAACGUCUCUCGCCUUCUAAACUUGGCCUUCGAGAUGAGCAGGACGUGGUCUUGAUCGCCAAGCUAGCGUUCGAGUGCUUGCAAGCCGAUCCGAGGCUUCGACCGACCAUGCGACAAGUCUCACGUGAGCUUUGCUUUCCAGUACCCCUGGAUAUGCCACUCUCUGCAGUCAGUUUAGAGCAACUUCGCAAUCUUAAUGUCAAAAAAUUUGGAGCAUUUUAGGAGAUGGUAAGAUUUGAAGUUUUCAUGUGCUAUUGUGUUUGGUUUUCAAUUAUGGUGACGAUCGCCUUUUGAAUAUCUUUGUAGUUCUCACCAAUCUCAACCAUGUGAUUUUUUAUUUUCACUGACGACAUAGCUUCUCCAUGAACGCUACAGAAAUAGUGCGAUGUUUAUAGUUUCAAAUCGUGUCACCAGAAAUAAUUAUGGGAAGACUUCUGGGAAGAUCCCA